This is a messenger RNA of Galendromus occidentalis (western predatory mite), 1034 nucleotides long. Its product is annotated as glutathione S-transferase kappa 1. NCBI's taxonomy places the organism in Eukaryota, Metazoa, Arthropoda, Arachnida, Mesostigmata, Phytoseiidae. The transcript is spliced from 3 exons. Gene Ontology annotation, biological process: glutathione metabolic process. Gene Ontology annotation, cellular component: mitochondrion; peroxisome. Bases 273 to 950 code for a protein of 225 amino acids. The record is from RefSeq and is a predicted model, not a curated record. Gene Ontology annotation, molecular function: glutathione transferase activity; glutathione peroxidase activity.
AUCCCUCCGAAAGAUCUGGAUGCAUCCAUCUCCGGGGUCCCCCUGUCGAUGAAGAGGAAGAACGUAUCUGCUCAUCGAGAGCGUAUCUGCCAUCGUCUUGAGAAUCAGGAAUUAUUCAUGGGAUCCGCCACAUCACUGACGAAGUUUUCCACCGCUCGUGGCAGAACGAAAAAGUGAGAAUGUUCCGAAACGUAGAUCCGAACGUGCUCUUCACCUAGAGUUUUUGGACCUACGCGUGGACUUCGGAGUCGGAGCGAAUCCUCCUUGCCACCAUGACUGGACAGCGGUUCGUCGUAGAAUUAUUCUACGAUGUGGUUUCUCCCUACACUUACUUCGCAUUCGAAGCACUGUGCCGUUACCGCCAGGCAUGGGACAUGGAGCUCAAGCUGAGGCCCUUCCUACUAUCCGGUCUCAUGAGAGAAAGUGGAAACAAGAGCCCUGCUGUCGUACUCAACAAGGGGAUAUAUUGCGCGAAGGACCUCCACCGUCUGUCGAAGUACUACAACAUACCUUUCGGUCUACACAGAGACUACGUGCAGUGGGUUCUGUCGAGGAACACGCUCCAUGCUCAACGAUUCCUCUGUGCGAUCGAUCUCUACCGACCAGAAUAUCUCGAAACGGUGUCCAGGCAUUUCUUCCGACGCUUUUUCGGCGAGCAGAAAGAAAUAAUGUCACUGGAAUGCUUACCCAAAGUGGCAGCGGCGGCUGAAUUGCCGCGAGAUGUAGUGUCAGACUGCCUGCAAGCGCUUGACAGCGAACCGGUGAAAACUCUUCUCAGGAAAAACACGGGGGAAGCUCUGCAGCUCAGCGCUUUCGGCUCGCCUACAAUCGUCGCAACAAUCAACGGUCGGAGAGAGACCUAUUUCGGACAAGACAGACUACUGCUUCUCGCGCACGAUGCCGGGAAGCCUUGGUUGGGUCCCCAUCCCGAUGCUCCUGCGAAGCUCUGAAAAGAGCGAUGUAUGUAACUAGGAAAUACUGUAGACGUAGUACUAUGACGCCGAGACGUGGGGGAAGAGUGUCGAAUAAAAGUU